UAGGCAAUUAUUGACAUGGUUGGUUUAUCAGCCUCCUACAUGGUUGCCAAUUUGACACCCUUUACAUAUUCGGAUAACAGUGCAGUUGUAAAGUUUAAACUGCACAAUCUAUUUGGUGUUAUACACUUUUUAGAGUAACGAUAAUUCGGAGUUUUUUUCAUGUCAUUAUUUUUUAGAAAAAAGAAAAGCGCACGAUUUUUUAAAUUGUAUAUUUUGUACCAUUUGGCAACACUUUACCCCGAAGGUACACUCCCGCUUUCACUGGUUGGCUAACCUCUCGCAUGCAUACCGAUCUUUUCGAUUUGGCGUACCUCCACUUUGCAUUUAAUCAGUCGGUGACAAUGGACUUAUCGAGGCGCGGGUUAUGCUCCCUAUAGAAUCAAACGUCGAGCCGAGCUGAGUAUGCAUUAUCUGUCAACUCGUUCAAUAUGCAAACUACCCCACACCGGUAAACUGAAUCGUUUCUGAACAAAACAAGACAAAACCAUUUUGCACAUCGUUUCUACUCAGUAUCUUGUAUCUCGUUGGAGACGGAUGAUAUACCUUUGGUUUAUACGUGAUUGAGCAGCUCUAUAAGGACAGGGAUUUAUAUUUUGUGAAUUUGGUUCAAAAUUGGGUGCAAUGGCGUUUUGGAAAAGAAGGAGCCAGAGUUUUGAACCGGUGUCACCACAGAGCCGUUACACUGUGACUUAUCUUGGAUAUGAGGAAAUGCAGGGUAAAGUUGGCCUUGAUAAUACCAUUAAACCGGUAGAUGAUAUGUAUCGUCAAUACAAGUCACAUAAACCGAAAACUGUGAGCAAGAUGCAGAUUGAAGUGAUAAAUAACGGCAUCAAAGUUGAGCCCCUGGAUGCCGGAGUCAAAACCAUGUUUGCAAAUUCCCCAUAUUACGUUGGAGAGGGCCCUUUCGGCAGUGUUUUCUUCCCGAUCAACAAGCUCUCGUUUGGUGCUGCAGAUCCCUACCACAAUAAGAUCUUCUGCUUCGUUUCACGUAACGAGAACCCUGCUGAUGAUCACGUUUGGGAUUGCCAUGCGGUCUUCUGUGAAUCGUCCGCCAUGGCCAAGAACCUAACCCUGAAUUUGGUCAAGGCUUUCCAGAAAAUAAACUCUGCCAAAGAAGAUCCUUUGAGGUUGGCUCAGAAAAGCCAGAAGCCAACAACAGUGCACAUUUUACGCGAGAGAGGUACGUCUGAGCACCAAUUUCAAGCCAGGAGAAAAAAGAGACCCCCUGUAUCAACGGUUAGUGUGACCCUUAACGUUGGUGAAAAAACGGACUUAAGAGAUAAGGAUACAAGUAAUUGUAACAGAGCAGUUGCUAAUAUCAUUGCUCAACGUGCUCAAAUUGAAUUUGGUGCUGGUGACAGUGAUGUAUCCAACGGAAAUAGUGUUUCAAAAGGAGUCGGGACGAGUAGUUCCGACAAGGAGAAUGAUCUCAUGGAAGGCAUCCUCAGUGAUGAAGACAUGACACGAAGCAAUAGUCCUAGAGAGGUGGAGGUAACCGUGGCACUAAAUCCUGAAUUGAAUUCUCCACGUGGUGAUCGUAUCAGCAGCGGCGAAGAGGAUGAUGCGGUGUUUACUCUCGAUCCUCGCUCCGGAGAAAUGUCACCCAAGGAAAUGAUCACGACAAUGAGUCCCCCUGACACACCUAGCUAUCUUUCAAAAGAAGGAAAGUUACCUUCACCAACUAAAUCCUCUUCACCAAGUCAACAGAGAAAUUAUGUCAAGGUUAAAACGCCCUCACCCCCUCAAGCGUCAGUGAUUCCUGUCAACACAUCUCCAAGAAAAUUGGACAGUAGCGAAAUAAUCAAGAGAACAAAGGCCCCAUCCCCUCCAAAAUCUACCACACCAGAUUCCCCUCGACAACUGAACACUGGUCGAGGUGAUAACAGCAGUACGUCCCCAACAGAAAACUUACGCCGGAACACUCCAUCUCCUAUUUCACCAAAGACAUCACCUAACCCUCUUCCUGGAUCACCAAGGAGCGUCCCAUCUCCUGCUUCGACACCUCCGCUCAAAGCUAGUCCUCCAAAAAAGGAGAAUGAGGGCUCAGGAAUCACUACUCCCGAGGUAACCCUGAGGAGGCGAUCACCACAAUCAACGUUGACGUCGGGCGCCAGCCCUGAUGACUCUGGUGCUGUACAGAAAAAGUCCAGAAAAGAAAGGAAAUCAGUGCGAUUCGCGGUUGAAGAGGUGCACAUAGGAUGAUGUAUAUGUUAUUCCUGGAAGAGGUAGUCACAUGAUUGGUGAAUAUGAAAUAAAAAAACGAUUACGUGCAAAGAGGAUAUCUAAGUUCUAAGUUUCUGAAAUUUAUUAUAUGCCUAUUUGAAAAUAAUUAGAUCGCGCCAUUGAGUUUUGAUUACGACCUAUGUCAAAUGACUAUUGGUUAAAUCUUGAUGUGGACUUGUCAAAUGGAAAUGAGUGAUUUUAAGCACUAGCACCAGGAACACGUUGGGAUGAAUCUUUUACAACACAGAUAUUUCAAUAGAGGAAGACGCCAUCAUUUUUCCUAAUGUUUUUAAUUAUGUAUUCAUCUCGCUUAGGUUCAUUACAGAAAAUAAAUCUUUCUGAACUUGAACUUGAACUGAAAAAGUAGAUUGAGCAGUAAUUCCAUGUUCGAUGUGACUCCUUUUAACUUAACUUAUGUAAUUAAUUGAACUUUAUGGUAUUUCUAAACCAUUUAGAGUAACACCUAUGUUAAUUUGAAAUGACUUUUGAAAAUAUGAGUACAAUCUAAUCUGUAUUCAUUACUCUGUUACUCUCUAAACCAAUACAUGACAAUCAGCAUACGGCUACAGUCCUAAUAGUCAUUGCAUGGGUACAAAAUCACGUUUAUUUUCUAAUUGAGUCAUUACAGUUUAUGUUUGGGAUAGCAUGUAACGUGGUACUCAGGGCUGAAAAUAAUUGUAUCUAAAUAAAUGGAGUAAAAUAUUAAUCGAGGAAAAUGCCGAAAACUUCACCAAACUCUGAUAACAAGUAAGUAAUGAUAUUUUAAAUUUUAUAAAUAUUUUGUGAAAACAGUUAUAUGCACGUCAUCAUAAAUAUUCAUAAGGUGGGCUGAUGAUGUCACAUCCCAACUUUCCUCGUUCUUCUAUUAUUAAAUGAAAUCGUAACUAUUCCAUUUUUUAUACAUGUGUGAAUGAUAUAUCUCUUAUAAUAAAAUGAGAUACAGCCAAGAAUAUCUAAUGCAUUAAAUAAGUUGUUAGUCCAAUUUUUUAGUUCUUGGAGAAUUUUUUUUUGUGUAUUCAUGUACAAGUAGGGAUAUGACAUCAUCGGUUUGCUCAUUGACUAUUCAUGAAGAUAUGCACAGAACUGUUUCACAAAAAUAAUGCAUAUCUUCAAAUGUCCUUACUUUGUUAUUCCUUGUCCGAUUUUACUUAAAUUUUCAGUGUUCUUUUUGGUCUCAUUUUCAGCCUGAAGUACCUCUUUAAAUGUCGCUUUCGCAGUUACACCAAUGAAAUGAAUCCCAAGACGACCGAUUGUAUGUCAUUGAAAAUAUAACAUUUUGAUAGGUUUAAAGGCGGUCUGGAAUCUCUGGAUGUUGUGGUGAAUGCUACUUUGACUCAAAAGACAUAUUGUGGAGAAGUAAUGCCCUGUGAUCAUGGUAAUUAGUGCUUUGUUUAAGAUGUGUCAUCUAAUAUACAUGUGUCUUGAAAGCCUUUUGUGCUCAUGGUGACAAGGAAAUUUUGACUGAAUGUCGUAAUUUACCAGCCUUUAAGAAUAUACGUGGGAUAUAAAUUACGAUAAUUAAGCACAAUUUGGACUAAAUUUCGUCAAUUACCUGCCUUGAAGAUGAUGUGAGAUACAAAUUACGAUAAUUAAGCAAUUGCUUAACCUCAUCAUGUUGAAAAGUAAGUUUUUCUGGCUUAGUUCAUCUGGAUUUUGACUGAGAAAAGAAUGCACACUUCUCCCAGUGUAUACGUUGUGAGUAGGGAAACAAAAAAUUAAUACGUCAUUUAAAACGUGUUGAAUAUCGAAUUUCUGUGUUUUACAAUAUUAUAUAUAAGCAGAGCAUCUAAUAGUGUAUGUGAUCACUGAAAUAUAUCAUGUUGUUUUGGUAUGUAAUGACAAUUUUUCUCGACAGCGAAAUAAUUGCCAAAUAAUUCUAUACUUUGCAUAGGCCUUCGUAUUUGGGAAGAUUAUCUGUUGCGGAUGAUAUGCGAAGAUCAAUUAAAUUUCACUAAUUAGAGAGCAACUUCAAUAAUAAUAUUGUCUAGGAGUAUUCCAUAACUUCAAUGUUAUUGACUCUAAAAUAUUGACUCUGAAAUAUGGUUUCAUUUCUUCAACGACAGAAAAAUUAACAUUCUAGAUUAGCACCUGGUUGCCAUGAGCUUUACUGAAUGUGAUUUAAAAAACGAAAAAAAUUACAAAUAAGCAAUUUUUCCGGUCGUUCGUUAAGUCAUCCGUAACUUCGAAAUUUUAAAUCACCUAAGUAGUCAAAGGAACAUGAUAUGGAAAGUUGUGCUCUGAUUAUCAUGAUUAUCAGGGUUUAAUUACUCAUGACAAGUGAAUAUAUUAAUUUGUAUUCAGAGUCUCAAUUAUGAGUGAUGACGUAGCCUAAGGAGUUAAAGGUUCGCGUUUAAAAAUGACUCGUUACUUUCCUGACCUGGGCAAUGAUGUUUUUUUCGGUAAAUAUGCCAAAAAUUAAGACGAAUGAUCAUAUUGUUUGUAAUGUCACCAUAUGCUUGUAACAUAUGUUCAUGUGCGAGAUGAAAUGUGUGUUUUUAUUAGUAUUCAUAUAACCAAAUAUAUCUGUAUGAAAGAUCUUUUAAAGUGAAGCAAAAUUUAUUAAAGAAAUCUUGAAGAUAGAAUUUAAA
This is a messenger RNA of Lytechinus pictus (painted urchin), 4811 nucleotides long. RefSeq lists its product as uncharacterized. Bases 622 to 2202 code for a protein of 526 amino acids. The record is from RefSeq and is a predicted model, not a curated record. NCBI's taxonomy places the organism in Eukaryota, Metazoa, Echinodermata, Echinoidea, Temnopleuroida, Toxopneustidae. The transcript has a single exon.